Danio rerio (zebrafish) is the source of this 3509-nucleotide messenger RNA. The record is from RefSeq and is a predicted model, not a curated record. Lineage: Eukaryota; Metazoa; Chordata; Actinopteri; Cypriniformes; Danionidae.
AAAGUGAAACUGCUGAACUGCAGUUAAAGUCACCCAAAAUUAGCAUUGACACGUGAACAAAGAGUCAGAAUAUUCACAUUUAUUUAUACUAAAUUGUUUAAUAAUCCUUCUAUCAAGAUCCAUUUUCAUACCACAUACAUGUUUUUAUGAAUUUAUUAUGUCUCAUAUUGAUACAUCGAGCCCUUCGGUAAUUUUCUUUGCUCAAAACUAUUUAAAUUUUUGUUAUAAAAAAAGUGUCCCCAUAACAUUUUGACAAAAUAGAACAUUUCAGGCAGUUUGUCUCUGUUUAUUUUUCUCUUAUUUUGUCUCUGUCUUUUAUUUCACUUUGUGAGAAGUGUGAUAGCGGUUUCAGUGAAUAAUUCAUGCAAAGACAAACCUUAAACCUUUCACAGUAUGCAUGUGAGAAGUGUUGGCUUUUUUAAGUUAAUUUGCCCUUUAGGACUCCCAUAUCUAUCAUUUUGCUUUGACAAAUGUAGCACAAAAAGUCCAAAAGCAAGGCAUGUCAAGGUGCUAUACUCGUUUAGUGAGGAAAACGAAAUCAUUUGGGGUAGGAUGAGAUGUAAAUCUUUGUGACUCAUUACAUGCGUUUUAUACUUUUACUACUUCAUACUAUUUCAGAUGUGUUCAGAACUGCUAAAUGUUUUUUGAUUGAACUUUGACGCAUGUUAACGAGGGAGCACACGCCUCGCCGUGAUGACGUCAGCGCUGACGCGUUCACCCAGCGUCGAGUCUUCAGAGCUGAGCUCUGCCGCCAUCAGUGAAAGACAAAUGCAGAGUUUAUUGAAGGACAGUGAGAAGAUGAGUGAUCCAGAACCCUGCAGAAUUAAACAGGAAGAGACUGAAGAACUAAUAGAUGUGAAGGUGAAGGAGGAGAGUGAAGAACUGAGUGAAGCUGAGGAGAAACAUCAUGUCAAGAGGGAAGAAGAAACUCAAUCAGAGACUGAAGAUAGUUUUGUAAUAGAAAGAACAGUAAGUGGUUUCACCUGCGCUCAGUGUGGAAAGAGUUUCAGGCACAAAUACCAUCUCAAGCGUCACAUGAUCAUUCACACUGGAGAGAAACCGUACCAGUGUUCACACUGCGACAAGAGAUUCGGUGAUUCAGGAAACCUGAAUUCACACAUGCUGGUCCACACCGGAGAGAAAACACACAAGUGUGAUCAGUGCGGCAAAACAUUUAUGAGGUUUUCAGAGCUGAAGAGCCAUCGAACAGUUCACACAAACAAAAAGCCGUACUCAUGUUCUGAGUGCGGGAACAGUUUUAGUAAUUGGUCAAAUCUAAAAGCACAUCAGAAGAUCCACACUGGCGUGAGAGAGUUUGUGUGCUUUGACUGUGGGAAGAGUUUCAUCAGAGCUGGAGGGUUGAAAAAUCACCAGAGGAUUCACACCGGAGAGAAACCGUACAAGUGUUCACACUGCGACAAGAGCUUCAAUCAGUUACAAAUAUUGAAAGUACAUAGGAGGACUCACACCGGAGAGAAGCCGUACACUUGUACUCACUGUGGGAAGAGCUUUAGACAAUCGCCAAACUUUUAUCGACACCUGCUGAUCCACACUGGAGAGAAACCACACAAAUGUGACCACUGCAGCAAAACAUUUCUCUGGCCUUCAGAGCUGAAGGAUCACCUCAGAGUUCAUACAAACGAGAAGCCGUAUGCAUGCUCAGAAUGUGGGAAGAGUUUCACUCAACAGUCAAAUCUGAGACAACAUCAGAAGAUCCACGCUAGUGUGAGAAAGUUUGUGUGCUCGGAGUGUGGGAAGGCUUUUAUUAAAGCCGUGAGUUUGAGACAGCACCAGACGAUUCACACAGGAGAGAGACCGUACGUGUGUUUACAGUGCAACAAAACAUUCAGAGAUGCGGGAUACCUGAAAGCGCAUGAGCGGAUCCACACUGGAGAGAAGCCGUACACGUGUACUCACUGUGGGAGGAGCUUUACAGUUUCAUCAUCUCUUAAUUCACACAUGCUGAUCCACACUGGAGAGAAAACGCACAAAUGUGAUCAGUGCGACAAGACAUUUUUGAGGGCUUCACAGCUGAAGAACCAUCUUAGAGUUCAUACAAAGUAGAAGCCUUUUCAUUAAGAAAUAGGUUUACACAUCUGCAAAAUUGACCUUGCUGAAAACUCUCUUCUGCAUUCACAAACACAAGAUUAAUAAUUAAUAAUUCCCUACAUUUAUACAGCACUUUUCUAAACACUCAAAGCGCUUUACAGAAUUGGGGGAUCUCCUCAUCCAACACCAGUGUGCAGCAUACAUCUGGAUGAGGUGACGGUAGCCAUAUUGCGCCAGACAGCACACCAGCUGAUUGGUGGAGAGGAGACUGAGUGAUGAAGCCAAAUAUGGUUAGGAGGCCAUGAUGGACAGAGGCCAGUGAGCAAAUUUGGCCAGGAUGCCAGGGUUAAACACCUUUUUUUGAAGGACACGCUGGGAUAUUUAAUGACCACAGACAGUCACGACCUCGUUUUAACGUCUCAUCCGGAAGACGGUGCUCACUGAGCAGUAUAGUGUCCGCUUUACUAUACUGGGGCGUUAGGACCCUAACAAACCGCAGGUUGAGCGCCUCCUGUUGGCCUCACUAACACCACUUCCAUCAGCAAGCUAGCUUUCCCCUGUGGUCUCUAUGCAGUCAAUCUAGGGCCAUAUAUAAUUGCAAAUUAAAAGAAGGUUUGCAAACAAAAAAAUAAGUAUUGAGCAAAAAAUUUGAAAUAAAUGCAAAUCUCCAAAAUUUACAAAGCAAAUAUUAAUUUUGGAGAAAUAAAAAUGUAUUCUGCUAACAAAAAUAAAGAACUGCAACAGGAAAAUAAAAUUUUUGAGAAACAAAAAUUAAAUUUGCAAAAAAAAAAAAAUGGAAAUAAAAUUCAAACAGUGCAAAAAAUAAAUAAAUAAAUAAAAUAUUUGCAAUAAAAAAAACAAUAUAUUUGCAACACAUUUUAUAGCAUUGCCUUUACAAAAGCCCAAGUUUUCUUGACUCCACCCUCUUGUCAAAUCGGCCACAAAGUGAACCGCGCAAAAACGUGAAGUGCAAAGUGAAAACAGCAUUCACAAACAGUUGACUAAAAAGCAAAUCAAAAUGAGCAUUGCAACUGGACAGGUGUUCAAAAGGGAAAUGCUAUAAAAAUGUUUUGCAAAUAUUUUAUUUAUUAUUUUAUUUCUUGUUUUUUUGUUUGUAAAUUUAGUUUUUAUUUCUCAACUUCAUUUUCCCUUUGCAGUUCUUUAUUUUUGUUUGCAGAGUGAAUUUAUAUUUUUCCAAAAUUAAUGUUCGCUUUAAAAUUUUAAGAGAUGUGCAUAUAUUAAUUUAUUUGUUGCUCAAUACUUCAAUUUUCUUUGCAAGUUUAUCCUCUUAAGGCCCAAGCUGUUUUUUUUACAUGCAUUUUUUUGUUUUUCUUUGCUAUUUGGACUUAUUAGAACCGUAAUAGAAGUAUUAGUAUUAGUAUCAUCUUUUGAUAUGAUGUACUUUCAGAGAAAAAUGAUGUCCAUAUAUGUGGACCCGUGGUCCGAAUUGACAUAAAACA